Molecule: messenger RNA, 1527 nt
Organism: Salvia splendens (bonfire salvia)
Lineage: Eukaryota; Viridiplantae; Streptophyta; Magnoliopsida; Lamiales; Lamiaceae
Product: two-component response regulator ARR2
Exons: 5
Coding region: 1-1527 (508 amino acids)
Biological process (GO): regulation of DNA-templated transcription; phosphorelay signal transduction system
Cellular component (GO): nucleus
Molecular function (GO): DNA-binding transcription factor activity; DNA binding
Source: RefSeq, a predicted model, not a curated record
AUGAAUGCCAACAAACCUAUCUCUAUGGGGAUUCUUGUUGUCAAUGAUGGCCUAGCAUGCCAAAGCAAUGUGUCAGAGGUGCUUCGACACUGCGAUUAUGAAGUUUUGCAUACUGGAACUGUUUAUGAUGCUUUACAUUCAAUAUGGGAGAACAAGGACAAGGUUGAUCUUGUUAUUACAGAUGUGCACAAGUUAGAAUCAGACGGCGUCACAAUCAUCAAAAAUAUUAAGGAAAAGUUGAAAUUGCAGGUUAUGUUGAUAGAUAUUGAUGAGAAGGCCGAGCUCAAAGGCGAGCCGCUUAGUUUCUCUGCGUAUUUUUUGACUGGUUUGAGCUUAAGUGGUUUGAGUCAUCUUCUGGUGAAUGCAAAACAAGUGAAGGAAGACAAAGUGGUGGCAGCAACUAAUCAGCAAGAAAAUGUUCAGAUAGCAUCCGUUUCUAAUGCUGUCGUUGCUGAAGCAAACAAGGAUUCUUUGUCGAUUGGGGAUGCAGCGCGCUUGAGCCAGAAACAGAAGGCUAUGGAGUUAUACGAGGAGACAAGUUAUACAGGGAAGAAGCGAAGAGUUACUUGGACAAAUAAAAUGCAUCAGAAAUUCUUGGAUGCAAUUGAAAGACUGGGAUAUGACAAAGCGGUUCCUAAGAGAAUAGUUGAAGUUAUGGGCGUCCCCGGGCUUACAAGGGAGAACGUUGCUAGCCAUUUACAAAAAUAUCGGUGGAGCAUGAGACGAACAAAGGAAACUGUCUUCGGCUCACAUUUGACAGGUGAAGAUCUUGUCUUCGGCUCCACAAUGGGGACGGAGUUCUACACAAGAAUCAGAAGUGAUGUGAGAAACAUGAUGCAAUGGAGAGACAAACAUUGUUUGUCUUCUGACAACUCCAACACCAGCAAAUUUGUGGGAUACAGAUUCAUAGGUAACCAAAUUGAUUAUGGUCGCAUCAACAAGAUCAACACAGUUGCAGAGUUUUCUACUACAGGGAGAUUACAAGAUCAAUCCAUGAACUACGUUCAACACCACCCAUUGUCGGAUCAGAAAGCUAGCUGCAUUAUGCAACAAUCUUCUCUGUUAGAGAGUUCUGCAUCAAGAAAUCAUUGCCAAGAACCAGACUUGCUCUCCUCGUAUACCUUGGAAAUCGAGAGUCUUCUCCAAGGCCCUCCAACUCAACAACCACAGCAGAUCUCAGGAGACUCUUUGCUAGACCAGCUGGAAUCUUGGGGUUCCUCUGCAAAUGCACUUCAUUUCCACGAUCCGACAACAGCCUCUUCGGUGCUUCAUCCUCCCAUUCAAGAUUUUCCGUUGCUGCUGCUGGAGGAACCCGAAAAUGGUUUCUCCGAACAAACUCCAUCGGGUUUCUUUGAUGAUAUCUUUCAGCAGCAUUGUUCUCCUGUUACUACACCACCAUUGGCUGAGAUGUUCCAAAAUUUAGACGAUGUUUUUGAUCGAAACACAUACGAUCAGAUUGAUAUACAAGAAUUUGAUGAAACCUAUUUCAGUCAAGAUGAUUAUACAUAUAGCAACGUUGCUUAUUAG